AUGUCUGAUAUUUGGACUAUAGAGAUAUUAACGGCGAUUAUUAUAUUUUGUCUGUCAGUGCAUCGACACAGCUCGAGACACUCUCGAUCCUCUCGAUCUUCUCUCGAUAGUCGUUAUAGCCACGAGAGACGCCGGAGCCGAACGCCGAUGCAAUACGAGGACGAUGAAGCCAACAGAGAGGAGGAUUUGGUACAAAAUGGACAGCCGGUGGCUGUUCAAGAUGCUCACACCGCUCAUACUGCGGCACACAUAUCUGAGCAGCAAACAAACACACACGUCAUCGUAGAAACGAGAGACACGAAUCGUCAAGUGCUUACUCAGACCCAAGACGAUACUGAGCCGCACGGGGGAGAGGUGGUUCUGGAUCCAAAAAUCCUCGAGGUCAUGGGAAAACGGUUCAUAGAGGACCGUGUCUUGGAUGCCGCGAUACCAAAUGAUCUCAAAGUUCGCUGGGAGGAAAUAGUGAAGAAAGGCAUGCCGACGGAGGACAGAGUGGCUCUUAUUGAAAAAUAUCCACCGCCCAAGAAUUGCUGUAUUAUUGAUCCACCCAAAAUAAAUUCGGAGGUUCGAGUGUCUCUACAAGAGACGACAAUUAAGAGGGACGAACGUAUCGAAGCCAAGCAAGCAAAAAUCACAGCCUGCCUAGCAGCGGUGGGAAAAACCUUCUCAGGUUUUUUGCAGCGGUACAGUGGCAACGAGAAUCUUGAUUUCUUCGAGCAGCUGAGCGAUAUUGGGAGACUGCUAGCGGACUUGCAGCACGAUGAGUCGAAUAUCAGGAAGAGCCUAAUAUUGGCAAACUUGGGCGCGCCCUUCAAGGACGUGCUGAAUGGAACUACUCCUGACGAAUUUCUGUUUGGGAAGCAGCUGGAAGAGAGAUUGAAGGCAGCAAAGGCGUUGGAAAGCUGUAAAAAAGAUUUGAUUGUGAGAACAACGACGAAACCUCAGAACAACGGUUCAAAAAACUCGAAAUUCCCGCCCCGUCGGCCGCAGGGGAACCAACGACAAGUCUCGUCAACGUUGGGCGGGAAGAAGCCGCAGUAUACGAGGACUCAACAUCCCCCGUCCAAUCGACGAAGCAACCAGAGAUACGAGAGCAACUGGAAGACCAACCGGAAAUACGAGAGUCACCGUCAGAGACGAUACUAG
This is a messenger RNA of Diprion similis, 1146 nucleotides long. RefSeq lists its product as uncharacterized. The transcript has a single exon. NCBI's taxonomy places the organism in Eukaryota, Metazoa, Arthropoda, Insecta, Hymenoptera, Diprionidae. The record is from RefSeq and is a predicted model, not a curated record. The coding region runs from base 1 to 1146 and encodes 381 amino acids.